AUGGUCUCUGCCCUGUGGCCGAUGCUUGGAGAAGAGUGUUGUGGCAGGGUGGCCUCCCUGGACAUCUUCUCCAGUAUACCCAACGAUAUUAGUAUCCUACGUCCCUAUGGUCUCUGCCCUUUGGCCGAUGCUUGGAGAAGAGCGUUGUGGCAGGGUGGCCUCCCUGAACCUCUUCUCCAGUAUACUAUAUUGUUGAAUGCUAUUGUCCUUGGAAAAUUUCAUCGAUAUGUUUCAACAUUUGCAAGUGACGCUGAUUGUAAAGACUGGAAUUUCCUAAACUGUCUCCGGUACCUGAAAGAUUAUGCAGAAAUUCAAUUUACUUCAGACAGCAAACAAGAUAUCUUAGAUGCAUUUAUUAAAGUCUUUAAGAGAAUUGGUGAAUCUGGUACAAAUAGGGAAAAAAAAAAGGCCAAAAAAAUUCAUGAUAGUGCCAAAGCGGUCUUCCAAACAAAAAAGAUUUCUGAAUUUUUUGAAGAGUUAGAUAGAGAGUUUAGUGAGAGACGUCUUGAAAGAUCACUUGAAAAUAAUGGCAGUGAGCUGUUAAUAAAGUCUUGUAAUUUCCAGACACUGAAUCAUUCGUUACGUUUCAAAAAAAGAACCGCAAAAUUAAAAAGGAAAUAUGAAACGGAGGACGAAACAUCAGAAACAUCUUGUGAACCAAAGUCAUAUAAGAUCCGAUCAUCUGAGUCAAACAUCUCAACAACAUUAGUAGAAAGCGAAGUUAUGAGCAGAAGUUCAACCUCAGAUCAAACCUAUGAUUCUCCUUCUGAUUCUGAAGGUUCCAUAAAAGCAAAGAGGUCAUUUUAUCUUGAUUAUUUCAUAGGACCUGGUGAAAUUGAUUGGGAACUAAAGGAAGAUUCUACCAUGUGGGUUAUUGGAGAAGUAGAUAUUUCUAAAAUUUGUGUGGAAUUCCGUACUUCUGUAAUACAGAAAUGCAAGUCAAAGGAGAUCUUAAGUACCGAUGAAGAACUGGCCCUAAACCAUAUAUUUCUUUUCCAAGAAGAGAAUCCGCAAGGACUUUAUGAAUAUUUUGAUGAUGAAUCAUGGAAGUGCGUUUUCUCAGAGAUUCGUACACAAUAUCCUUAUAUUAGUGUUCCAGAACAUGUCCUUGAUUUGUGUGGAACAAAUGUGAAGAUCGCGUCUCAAGAACAAGACCCACAAAGACGUCGAUCCGAAAUUAAGGAUUUUCUAAGAAACUAUAAGACGAAUGGAGAGCUCGAAGAAAUAAUGCACAAUAUACUCUUUAAUUUAGUUGACCGUUAUCAAAGUUCAUUUGUCAAAAAUAACGAAAACGAGGAUACACAUUCUCACAACUAUGUUGCCCCUGUGAUCAAGCCGUUUUUUCCAGAAGGCAAAAAAACGACCAUAGACUGGGCAAACAAGACAUCAAAAUCAUCUGCUCAGACAAUGAAACAAUUCGAUCCUAUCCUUUCUGGCUCAAAACCCGACUUUACAAUAAGAACCAUCAAUCCUAAAAAAUUUGUUGAAUUAAUGUUUGCCGAAAUAAAACCACCGAAUACAAGAGCGGAUUUAGUAAAUGAGGAUCUAGUGACUUUGGGAAAAACAAUGCGAGCAUCAUUUGAUAAGUCGUUAGAAGAUGGUGUUGAUCUUGUUAUCUGUGGAUUGCAUGUCUUUGGUUGGUAUAGUAAGGCCAAUUCCUUUCAUAGAAAUGCAACCUUUACGAAUUUUGCCUUCACAAUUUUAGGUUACCUUGGAAGAUGCUAUAUUAUCGAUCUUCGUUAUGAUGGACUUUAUCGAAUGAUACUGGUGGGAGAAUUUAGAUUUCCUGAAGAUCCAACAACUUGGGGGACACUUAUGAGCUAUUUUCAGGUGAUGGCUACAAUGCAG
Molecule: messenger RNA, 1848 nt
Organism: Dentiscutata erythropus
Lineage: Eukaryota; Fungi; Glomeromycota; Glomeromycetes; Diversisporales; Gigasporaceae
Source: the annotation of a GenBank genome assembly